AUGCACCUAGUAGGCAAGCACUGCUACAUCUGCAAAGUCUGCGCAUGGCUCAAAUGCGAGGAGACCUUGAGCUCGCAAGAUUCAUCCAAUUGGCAGUGUCCAGAUUGCAAGCACGGGACACAGCUGUUAGCAGAUAUGGAUGUAGAUUCUUCAUCAGUCAUCUCAUUUAAUUUCAAUGAUCCCAAAGACUCGACCACGAAAGAGCCAGCCGUCAAAGGAAUUUCCCAGACCAGUGACAGCGCAAUUAAGAGCUCUGAGGCUACCCCAAAAGCGACCACAAGCACGACCCCUAAACGUCACCGUACCUCUAAGCCUCCAUCGCCACCACAAGUGAUAAUCGACAGUCCCAAAAAGAACUCGGCCUCGGGCUCCCCCAUCAAACGUCGAAAGAAAUCUAGCAAGUCCUCACAAAAGCAGAGACAGAACUCAGCAACGCAGACGGAUGUUCCAGACGAGAUGCGCAUGUCGACUUCGGAGCAUCCAACCGACGACCUCGAACCCGCCAUCAAGACUCUGAAAACUCACAUUGCAAAUCUACACAUACUUCGUACCCGUAAUACUGAGCUUGAUGAGGAGGUGAAAGCUUUGAAGGAAAAGUCCAAUACACAGGAGCAAACAGCCUGGGAGCUCAAGGAAUACAAUGAGAACCUCGAGUUGCAGGUCGAGAAGCUAAAAACUGAGCGUGCUGACCUUUGCGACAAGCUGAGGGAGAUUCGCCGCCUCUCUGGAUUCGAUAUUCUGCAGAUUGAGACUUAGAGGCAAGUCUAAUCUGGGACGCUACUCCAAUUGUCACUGUGUUACAAGUCCUGGCUGUAGCUUUCCACGAAGUUUGAUGUCCAAGAAGUUUAAGGAAAAGGACUGGUUUUUGAAUGACGUGUUUCGGGGGAUAUGUCUUUUAUUACUUCUGUAGUGAUGAUGUGG
Messenger RNA from Talaromyces stipitatus ATCC 10500, 921 nucleotides. RefSeq lists its product as uncharacterized. The transcript has 2 exons. NCBI's taxonomy places the organism in Eukaryota, Fungi, Ascomycota, Eurotiomycetes, Eurotiales, Trichocomaceae. Bases 1 to 756 code for a protein of 251 amino acids. The record is from RefSeq and is a predicted model, not a curated record.